UGUAAAUCAACGGUGUGACCAUGUCCGAAACUGCGCCCGCUGUUGCAGUGACAGCAGCUGCUGCUGCAGCUCCUGUUCCAGCUUCAAAGGCUCCAGCAAAAAAGCCGAAGAAGGCGGCUGGAGGAGCUAAAGCCCGGAAGGCCGCAGGUCCCAGCGUGACCGAGCUGAUCACCAAGGCGGUGUCCGCUUCCAAGGAGCGCAAAGGGGUCUCUCUGGCCGCUCUUAAGAAGUCUCUGGCCGCCGGAGGGUACGAUGUGGAGAAGAACAACAGCCGCAUCAAGCUGGGGCUCAAGAGUCUGGUAAACAAGGGCACUUUAGUUCAUACUAAGGGCAUCGGUGCCUCGGGCUCCUUUAAGCUCAGCAAAAAGCCUGGUGAGACCAAGGAAAAGGUACCUAAGAAAAAGCCAGCGGCAAAGCCUAAGAAACCAGCUGCCAAGAAGCCCGCCAGCGCCGCAAAGAAACCCAAAAAGGCUGCGGCCGUGAAAAAGAGCCCGAAAAAAGCCAAGAAACCAGCUGCAGCGGCCAAAAAAACUGCCAAGAGUCCGAAAAAGGUGAAAGCCGCCAAGCCUAAGAAGGCCGCUAAGAGCCCGGCUAAGGCCAAAGCGGUGAAGCCCAAGGCUGUCAAGCCCAAGCCGACGAAACCCAAAACAGUGAAGGCUAAGAGGGCCGCGCCUAAGAAGAAGUGAAAUGACGUGAGAUACUUACUAUAAAAAACCCAACGGCUCUUUUAAGAGCCACCCAUCCUUUCCCAAACAGAGCUGAAACACUAGAUUCACUUAUUAAUGUCAUGGUGCCUUUUCAACGAAAAGCAGCAUUCGACUAGCCACAAGAACCACAGUAAAGGGGGUGGGGGGGGCAAAUAAAAUUUAUGUUUGUGCAUCAUUAGGAAGGAACAUGAAACAGCCCCUGGAGACGGUCGUUCCUUAUAUUAUAUCCUACUGUAAUUUUACCACCCCUGCUAUAAAUCAACAAGGAAGGGGGGAUUUUAAAUCUAUGCUGUUAUAUAUAUUUUUUGAAAGAAUAAAGAAAAUGACUUGGAACUUGGAAGAUGCAAUUAGAA
Trachemys scripta elegans is the source of this 1060-nucleotide messenger RNA. RefSeq names its product histone H1-like. Gene Ontology annotation, molecular function: DNA binding; structural constituent of chromatin. The transcript has a single exon. Lineage: Eukaryota; Metazoa; Chordata; Testudines; Emydidae. Gene Ontology annotation, cellular component: nucleosome. Gene Ontology annotation, biological process: nucleosome assembly. The coding region runs from base 21 to 686 and encodes 221 amino acids. The record is from RefSeq and is a predicted model, not a curated record.